AUGACCAACAUAUUUUUCCUAUUAUCAUUGUUCAGUUUAUUAAUUCAUGAACAAGUUCGAAGUGACUCAAACACUUGUACACUGACAGAACCAGAUAUUCUUGGACCUUAUUGGCUUAAUGGUGCGCCAGAGAAAAGUAAUGUUGUAUGUGAUCAUUUACCAGCAAAUGAUGUUUUGAAAUUAAGUGGACGUAUUGUUGAUUUUGAUUCAAAAUGUGAGCGGGGUAUUAGAGAUGUUCGACUCGAUAUAUGGCAAGCAAAUUACAAUGGUGUUUACUCGACAGGAAAAUCAUCGAACGAUUGGUUUUGUAGAGGUGUUUUUCAUGCCGAUAGAAACGGAUAUUUUAAAAUUUCUACACUGUUUCCUGGUCGUUAUGAUGAUGGGGGAUAUCGACCAGCACAUAUUCAUUUCAACAUAACCGCUCCAGGAUAUCCCAAACUAAUUACACAACUGUAUUUUGAAAAGGAUGCUUAUUUAUCGCCGGUUGACUCAUGUCGUCAAUGUCGCAGUGAUUCAAAAUCGUUAAUUGCUUCAGUAACACAUAUUAAUGAUAUUAAAACAUAUGAAGGAUAUUGGCAAAUUGUUUUAUCAAAAAAAUCUCAUGGUAAAAAUGGUGGAAAAGCUAGAUUUGUUCGUGGAGCUUAUAUUAACGUUACACCAUAUGUUAUGCCAAUUAAUGGAACUUAUCAGGACAAUAUAAUACAAUGA
Molecule: messenger RNA, 708 nt
Organism: Didymodactylos carnosus
Lineage: Eukaryota; Metazoa; Rotifera; Eurotatoria; Philodinida; Philodinidae
Source: the annotation of a GenBank genome assembly